Gastrolobium bilobum is the source of this 790-nucleotide messenger RNA. RefSeq names its product thioredoxin-like protein CXXS1. Lineage: Eukaryota; Viridiplantae; Streptophyta; Magnoliopsida; Fabales; Fabaceae. The transcript has 3 exons. Gene Ontology annotation, molecular function: protein-disulfide reductase activity. The record is from RefSeq and is a predicted model, not a curated record. The coding region runs from base 134 to 514 and encodes 126 amino acids.
AUGAAUUUAAGUAUUGUCCAAUCUAGAAGAAAAAACUUCCUCUCUUCUACACUAAAGAUUAUAUAGUCUAAUUUCUCUCAAGAGCAUUUUAUAUAUAAAGCACCCUUUUGAAGCAGCAGCAGCAGAGAGAAAAAUGGAAGGCCAACAACAGCUAAAAAAGUCCAAGGUUGUGAAAAUUGAGUCAUGGGAAUCAUGGGAACAACACAUCACUGAUGCUACCACUAAAGGCUACCCUGUUGUGGUUCAUUUCUCUGCUUACUGGUGCAUGCCUUCUAUAGCUAUGAAUCCUUUCUUCAAAGAACUGGCCUCCACCUAUCAAGAUGUUCUCUUUCUGAACGUGGAUGUGGAUGAAGUUAAGGAAGUUGCCUCCAAGUUGGAAAUCAAAGCCAUGCCUACCUUUUUGUUGAUGAAUGGAGGAGCUCCAGUGGAUAAAACUGUGGGUGCAAAUCCUGAUGAGAUAAGGAAAAGGAUUGAUCGAUUGAUUCACCAAACUCAUUACUCCAAUUCAAUAUGAUGCAUGAAAACAUUGAACAGAGUUUGCCACAGAUGUAAAUGAAGGGGGAAAAAAAAUGAAUAGGAUUUAUUUUAUUUCAUGUAUGUUAUAAAGUCCAAGUACUAAUACUGGUUGAUCAUUUAUUGUUUGUAAAAUAUUUGGUGUGAACAUGGAAUAGUGUGGAUUUGAUAUGGCAAGUUGUUGUAUUGUAAAAGGGUGUUUUAGUGCAUUGAAUUCAUAAUGCAAUUUUUCUCUUUUAAUAUUCUUUGUAGUCAUAUGCAGUUUCAAACCAAUUAG